This is a messenger RNA of Anastrepha obliqua, 933 nucleotides long. RefSeq names its product cilia- and flagella-associated protein 251. The coding region runs from base 1 to 933 and encodes 310 amino acids. The transcript has a single exon. The record is from RefSeq and is a predicted model, not a curated record. NCBI's taxonomy places the organism in Eukaryota, Metazoa, Arthropoda, Insecta, Diptera, Tephritidae.
AUGGGUUUGCGCAUCAGAGAGCAUUCGCCAUGGACAUGGACGCACCUUAGCAUUGGAUGCGUUUUUAUGCUGGGUUGCGCUUUGUUGUUUGUCGAGAAUUCACCUGCGCUAGCCGCAUUGGUGGCACAGUCAGAUGGCGCAGUUGCAAUUAGCGCCAGAAUACAGCCCAACUUGAAUGAUUUGGAAGUAGCCGCUUCAGAGAAGCAUGAGAAACAUGAGGAUGAAAAGAAGGAAGAGGAAGAAGAGGCGGAAGAGGAGGAGGAAAAGGAGGAAUCGUAUGAGGAAAAAUCUGAAGAGGAGAAGCACAGUGAACAUAAGAAAAAGAAAGGUGAAAAGGGCAAGAAGGGGCAUAAAGAGGAGGAGCACCACGAGAAGGGCGAAAAGGGCCAUCACGAUAAGGAGGGUAAAAAGGGUGAGAAAGAAGAGGAGGAGGGACAUGAGAAAAAACACAAAAAAGACGAAGGUCACCAUAAGAAACAUAAGAAAGCGAAAAAGGGUGAAAAGGGACAUGAAUUUGAAGAUCACGGCUCAUAUAAGAAGGGCCAUUCCAUUAAGGGUAAACAUCACGUACACAAGUUAAACGAGGAUAAGAAAGAGAAAAAAUACUACGACGAACACCAUGACGAGGGUGAAGAGGAGAAACAUGGCGGUUUCAAGGAAGAGAAAAAACAUAAAAAAGGCAGUCAUCAUAAAAAGGGCGGACACAAGAAGAGCGCACACGAAGACGAAUAUGACAAGAAGGGGCACAGUAAGAAAGGUCACAAACAUAAGGGGCACAAGGGUCACAAGAAGGAGCAUGAGGAGAAAAAGAAGUGGGCCGAAGAGCAUGCGGGCGACAAAAAGAAGGGGGAGGAAGAGAAAAAGAAGUGGAAAAAGUCGGAGAAGAAGGAGAGCAGCAGUGGUGGUGGUGGCGGCCAUGGACACGAUUGGUAA